AUGGUUCCCGCCCCCAUCGACCCAUCAAUCACCGACGUGGCGGAGCCGCGGAAGGACACCCUCGGGCUCCCGGAAACUACAAAGGCAAGACUGACCAAGGCCGGCAUCGACCUGUCAAACGGGUACCCGUACCGUCCCUCGCGGCCUCUGUACCUGGACGAUGCGUACAACAUCCGCAACAAGGAGAGGGAGUACAUCGAUGCCGGCUCGAGGGCGGACAAGUCCAAGAAGAACCUGUUUGAAGCGGCGACCAAAGUCACAAACCUGACGGCGCACAUUGGUACGGAGAUUGAGGGUCUGCAGCUCAAGGACCUGACGCCCGAGCAAAAGGACGAGCUCGCGCUGCUCAUUGCCGAGCGCAGCGUUGUGUUCUUUAGGGAUCAGGAUUUGUCGCCUCAGCAGCAGAAGGAGCUGGGUGAUUGGUAUGGCGAGGUUGAAGUCCACCCUCAAGUCCCACAAGUCCCAGGUGUCCUGGGCGUCACGGUCAUCUGGCCAGCUUUGAUGGCCACCGAGAGGAAAGCCAACUUCCGCAACCCCGGCGGUGCGUCGAGAUGGCAUACCGAUCUGGUCCACGAGCGUCAACCCUCCGGCAUCACACACCUGCACAACGACGCCGUCCCGCCCCUCGGUGGCGACACGCUCUGGGCCAGCGGAUACUCGGCCUACGAGAAGCUCUCGCCCGACUUCCGCAAAAUCAUUGACGGAAAAUACGCCAUCUAUCGUUCUGCUCACACGUACCUCGACCGGAACGACCCCGAAGCUGGGCCCAAGCACAUUGAGCGGGCGCACCCCCUCGUCCGCGUCCAUCCUGCGACGGGUUGGAAGUUUCUCUAUGUGAAUCGCCUGUUUACCACACAGAUUAUCGGGUUGGAGAAGGCCGAGAGCGAUGCCAUUCUCAACUACCUCUUUGAUGUGUAUGAACAGAAUGUGGAUAUUCAGGUCCGGUUCAAGUGGACCCCCAAUACCAGCGCCCUAUGGGAUAACAGAAUCACCAUUCACAAUGCCAGUUGGGACUAUGAGGGCAAUCACCCUCGUCAUGGAACUCGUGUGACGUCUCUUGCCGAAAAGCCCUACUUUGACCCCAGCGCGCCGACGCGUCGUCAGGCGUUGGGAUUGCUGGGUCCUGAUGAGAAGGAGGAGCUCGGCGUUGACGGAACUAUCAAGGGACUGAAGGAUUUCUCUCUAUAG
Messenger RNA from Colletotrichum orchidophilum, 1188 nucleotides. Its product is annotated as TfdA family Taurine catabolism dioxygenase TauD. NCBI's taxonomy places the organism in Eukaryota, Fungi, Ascomycota, Sordariomycetes, Glomerellales, Glomerellaceae. The transcript is spliced from 3 exons. Gene Ontology annotation, molecular function: 2-oxoglutarate-dependent dioxygenase activity. The record is from RefSeq and is a predicted model, not a curated record. Gene Ontology annotation, cellular component: cytoplasm. Bases 1 to 1188 code for a protein of 395 amino acids.